Messenger RNA from Geodia barretti, 403 nucleotides. The record is from the annotation of a GenBank genome assembly. Lineage: Eukaryota; Metazoa; Porifera; Demospongiae; Tetractinellida; Geodiidae.
CAGAGUAAGAAGGAAGCUAUGAUCAAGAAGCAGCACGGGGAUGUGUUACAGCUGCUGGAAACACAGAGAGCAAGCAACUUCACCAACUUCCAAGAGAUGACUAAGGAGUUUCAGAAGACUCUGAGGCACGAUGACUUCAGCAUCACCACUGACCUGUGCUCCAGUAUCACCUGGAUGGAGACCAUGAUGGGCUCCCUUCUCCACCUCCAAAAGAGCAAACACAGGAUACAACAGCUGCAUUUUGAGUUGGCAGAGACACUGGCUGAGCUGAAGGAACUGGAGCUCAGAGAACACCAUGCAGACUCCUGACUAUUAUAGUCUAACUCCAAUUAGUGUAAACAUCUGUAUCUAAAACCAUGCAUACAGCUAUUAACGAUGAUGAAGUGAUGAUUUAUGAUCUGCA